UGGACGCUCUUGCUUCAUGGGCCUGGAGGUGUCUGCCAUGGCCAGGGUGAUCUGAUGGUGCACUGGGAAGACACGGCCAAGGCUGCAGUGACCGGUGGAUAACACCGAUGCCGAGAAGAAGACAAACACUUUGUGGGUCAGAGUGGUAAGUGACGUUGUGCUAGACACAGACGCAUGUGCUGGGGCCAGAGCGCUGCCAGAGCGAGCGCUGCGGGGCGGGACGGCCCAUUGUGAUGGCUCCGAGCGAUGCACUGUGAGAGCCUGGAGCGACGGAUUGUGACUGCGUGGCCCUCGCUGCUCAUAUGCGGGCGCAGAGUCCCACCGCGCCGGCUAGUGCCCGCACUCCAGCUGAGCGUUUACGCGAGGUCUGGAGUGAGGAGCAAGGUUGGCCUUGGUGCUGGUGUCGUGCUCUGGGAGUUGCUGCAGCAGCUCUCAGUGCCCUUCCCAGAGCCAUCAGAGAUCCUUCUGCAGCUCUGCCUCGUUCGGGCCGUCAGGAGACCCAGGAGGAGCGCUCGCAGCAGCAGAGCGUGACACCUGCUGCUGCAGCGCCGGUGAGAGGGAGCGGCUCGUCAUCGCCAGUUCUCCCCAGCUCACCUCAGCAGGCGGAGAGCAUGGCCACGGCGCUGGACACCCGCUGUCCCAUCUGUCUGGACAGCUGGGUGAACCCCAGCUAUGUGGUGCCAUGCCUCCACUGCUUCUGCUUUAAAUGCAUCCAGCGGUGGGCUGAGAGCAAGCCCGAGUGCCCCCUCUGCAAGAGGAGGGUGAGCUCCAUCGUGCACUCGGUGCGGGCGGACAACAGCUUCAAGGAGCUCGUCAUCCCACCACCUGCGGAGGCACCGGUCACCGCCCAGCAGGCAGACGGAGCUCCUGCCCACCCAGCCUCCCGACCAGAGGCUGCAGGACCAGUGCCCACAGCCGCUGUGGGCGGCCUCCACCCCGUCGCCUGGGCGUCCCUGUUCCGGCUGUACCCUGCUGUGCUCCAGCCCCUGCUGCCCUGGCUGCGCCACGAGCUGGGGCAGCUCCUCGGGGAUGACGGCAGGGCAGCCUCAGAAGUGCAGCGCAACGUCAUCUCAGGCCUGCGCUUCUUUGGCCUGGACGAGGGGGCCCUCACCCUGCUCCUGAGGACCUCCCUGGGAAGGCAGACGGCCGGCUUCGUGCAGCGGCUCAUUGUCACUGCCGUGCAGCGGUGCAGCGGGGAGGCCCGAAACAUCCUGGGCCUGGGGGCCUCCCGUGCUGCCGGAGGACAGGAAGGCAGCCCUGCAGCACUCCCCAGCCACACUGCCACAUCUCUGGGGACACCAUCAGCUGGCCCCGAGAGCUCCGAGGGAACCAACGCGGAGGAGCUCCCUGGGACCUCAAAUGCUGCCUUCCAUGGGAGACCGAGCCGCCUUCCAUCCGUCCCGGUUCCUGCGCCUAGAGAUCAACAAGUGCCACCGGAGGAACCAGAGGAGGCUGUGGCUGGUCCCUCCACUGCCGGCCAGGGCAGGGACCAAAGACGCAGGGGGCCCCAGCGAGCUGCGAAGAGGAGGGCCCCCACUUCCCACGCCUCUGCCCCACCCGCAAAGAGGCCACCCCGCCGGCGACACUAGGACAGUGCCCCAGGAGCUGGCCAAGCUGGGGCUGGGCCAGCAGAUGGGGCACACGCCAGCAACCGGGGGGAACAGGAAG
Messenger RNA from Cygnus olor (mute swan), 1668 nucleotides. RefSeq lists its product as uncharacterized. The record is from RefSeq and is a predicted model, not a curated record. NCBI's taxonomy places the organism in Eukaryota, Metazoa, Chordata, Aves, Anseriformes, Anatidae. Gene Ontology annotation, molecular function: ubiquitin protein ligase activity. The transcript is spliced from 2 exons. Gene Ontology annotation, biological process: protein monoubiquitination; protein polyubiquitination. Bases 303 to 1589 code for a protein of 428 amino acids.